GGGUGUGGACUAGGUUGAGACCUUUUCAGCCCAUACCAGCUGACCCUCCCGCUGACUAUCUUACUGUCUCGAUGCCAUACGCGCGGAGAUGGUCGUGAGGCGUACGCCGACGUGUGGAGACGCACCACAGCCUUCUCCCGUUUAGGGAUCAGCUAGACCGCAUGACGGCGCAGACGGCUUUUAUAUGGACGCCGUAUGAUCAUAUUUUGGAUGAGCUGCCGGCGUUUUGUAGGGCUGGUCAGCACAUGUGGAUGUCGCGGUGUCCAUUGAUACAUAUGGAUAUCGUUGAGUAUCACGCGCCCGACCGCGUGUUACGGCAGUUUGGGUAUGUACAGAAUAUACCCGUGGCUACGGUUUAGGAGCAUGACCACUAUGCGAGGGACGAGCGUGCGGGCGUCGAUGAUGCAUGGCGACUCCAUAUGCAGCAGCAGGUCCAGAGUUGGGAUGUGAGGAUGGCGAGCCUAGCGGUGGUCGGACAUGACACUCCCAUCCAUGUGUACAUGGAGUGGUACAUGCGGAUCACUCGCAUCAUUAUUGGCAACCCCUCUAGGCGUCGUCCAGAUGGCCUGGGAUAUGUAGCUCUCGCAGGAGCGUACGAGGCGCUGGUACGGACCGUUCAGACGAUGCGCUAUGAGAGCACUGCCCGUACGGAGUCCCCCGAGACGGCGGAGUACGCAGCACGGAUGAUUGAGCUUGCCGAGACUGGUAUGAGACAGGCACAUGACUUUGAGCGUCUCCAUGAGCGUGUUCCCCGUGCCCCACCUGGGGCAGCAGGUAGCCGUGGUCGCCGAGGAGCUGGUGGCCGUCGCAGAGGUGCUAGGGCUGGCAAAGGUGAUGACGCUCCGUCGACAGAUAUCCCAUCGACUUCUCAUUCCCGGCCGUCGACUUCACAGACACCUCUGUAUACGCCGGACCUUUUUUCAGGUUAUGUGCCCUGGCCUUCACUUUCAGAUCCACCAGUUCGUGAUCCACAGGGUGAGCGGCCUGUUCGUGAUCUACAGGGUGGCCUACAUUUGCAGUUCGACGACUCCAUGUUCGAGGACUUCGUGUUUGAUGUGGCACCAUCUGCAUCUCCUGCUCCAGCGGCCGCUCAGGAGCCCUCUCACCAGGCAUCUAUGGAGGCCGUCGACACACAGGUUUGACUUUUACAAUAAAGUGAAAAUAAUUUAUUAAUUAUUUUUUAUUUUAGUUCCGUUUUAGAAUACAUCAAAUCCAAAUUAUUUAUAUAUUAUUUCAGGUUCAUUGUUCUACGCAUGUGGGUCCACAAGAGCGACCCAUCCAGGAGACUACCUCAUAUUCACCACCACACCUAUCUCAGGAGCCUACUCAGGCGCCCGUUGACACACAGGUUCUGUUAAAUAAAUAACGUUAAUGUAUUCAAUAUAAAUAAUAAAUGGUACUAAUUAUUAUAUACUUUUCAGGUUCAUCCUUCGGCGCCUGAGGUGGCGACUCCCGACGAGGUAGAGUUCGAGAUACCAGACCUAACUCAGCCUGAGGUUCUGAGUGUGCCAGUGGGACCAGAUCCCAAGAAGAAGCACGUUCUAGUCAAGGGAGCACGUGCCAGGUAAAGAGAUGAUGAUCAUGACUUGGAGCGCCCUGUUAUUAAGAGGAAAAAAGGCGAUGGAGACGAUGACGAGGGCGGUGGGGAUGGUAUGAGUCUUAGGCCUAGGGAUAGUCUCCGGCAUACUACAUGUGGGACCCAUCCUCGAUAGUGUAUAUACAUUAGUGUUGUAAAAUUUAUCGUAAAUAACAUAUUUGUUUUUGCAUAUUUAGUCUUUAUUAUUGUUUCAUAUCGUAAAUUGAAAGUGCAGCAACUACCACAUAAACCCUAAAAUCUGUGCGUGAAAUGACGUUAUACCCAUUCACGCACGAAUUUCGUGCGUGAAAGGCCUCAUCUGCAAUUGUGCAGUUUGGUCCUUUCACGCACGAAUUUCGUGCGUGAAUACUACUUAUGUUUUUUCUUUUUUUUAUACUAGUUUGGUUCAACUUUUUAUUUUUUGUGCUACUUAAGUCGCGGAUUCCAGUAUUCCAGACCAGCUAGCACUCUUUGUGAGUAGUUAGGGACAUUUACGGUCCCAAUAAUAAAUAGUACAAUUUUACUAGUGAAAGCAAUUAAAAUACAUAUUUAUUA
Lycium barbarum (goji berry) is the source of this 2131-nucleotide messenger RNA. RefSeq lists its product as uncharacterized. Lineage: Eukaryota; Viridiplantae; Streptophyta; Magnoliopsida; Solanales; Solanaceae. The transcript is spliced from 3 exons. The record is from RefSeq and is a predicted model, not a curated record. The coding region runs from base 420 to 1142 and encodes 240 amino acids.